Molecule: messenger RNA, 1242 nt
Organism: Miniopterus natalensis
Lineage: Eukaryota; Metazoa; Chordata; Mammalia; Chiroptera; Miniopteridae
Gene: ISX
Product: intestine specific homeobox
Biological process (GO): regulation of transcription by RNA polymerase II
Molecular function (GO): DNA-binding transcription factor activity, RNA polymerase II-specific; RNA polymerase II transcription regulatory region sequence-specific DNA binding
Source: RefSeq, a predicted model, not a curated record
AUGGCUUGGAAGGACAGAGGACGGCAGCUUCACACUCGGAAGGAGCCCGGGUCCCCGAACGAAUGUCCAGCUACACUGGCUGUGACGAGGGUGAGCAAUGACACUCUCAAGACUCUAGGGUUGGCUUGCGCCUGCAGCAGAGCCCGGAGCCCCCUGGCCGGGUCCGAUAGCCUGACACUUCCAGGGGGAACAGGUCCUGAAACAGACCCCAUGACCUUCCAUUUCCCAUCUCAGGACAUCAGAAGCGCCGGUGCUCCGGGAGGCGCACUCUGGAGUCUCCGCGGCAGACUGGGAGACGGCCAGGAGGGCUCCAGGGACAUCCUCAGCUGCGGUGUGGCCCAGGACGGAGCUGGCCACCUGGGACCUAAGGGUGGCAAUGAUGACUCCCUUGGAGUCGAGCUGGCAAGAGCCCUGAGCCUGCGGGAGCUUCGGGGGAGGAAGCAGCAGCCCUCCACCAGCAUCACCCUGGGCACACGAAGCCCCCUCAGCUCUCUUCACACCGCCCCCGGAGAGUGCCAAGGCAGGCGCUGCUCUUUGCGGGGUAUGGAGGGGAAGAACUCGGGGUGCUGUGAGGCCCCAAAGAAGCUGGACCUGUCCUUCUCCAUUGAGGAGAUCUUAAAGAGGCCGGCCGCGAGGAGCGACGGGUUCAGACGGGAAGGGGCAGAUGGACAGGGCACCGAGCAAGCAGCAGCGGCAGGCUCGAGGCCCGAGAGGCCCCCCCAGGACCAGCCGCAGGAGAGGAAGGGCAAGCGGAGGGUCCGGACCACCUUCACCACGGAGCAGCUGCACGAGCUCGAGAAGAUGUUCCACUUCACCCACUACCCGGACAUCCACGUGCGCAACCAGCUGGCGGCCAGGAUCAACCUCCCGGAGGCUCGGGUGCAGAUCUGGUUCCAGAAUCAGCGAGCCAAGUGGCGGAAGCAAGAGAAGAUGGGCAGCCUCGGGGCUCCGCAGCAGCUGGGCGACGCUGACCUGGCCCCCGCCACACAUCUGGACAUGGCUGGCCCACAGCUGCCGCCCCCUGCACUGCCCAGGCUGGCUCCUCCUGCCGGGCGUUACCCACCGGCUCAAGGUCCGCUGGCCUCUGCCUGGUUUCCUGCCCGGAUCACCCUCCUCCCACACUACCCAUGGGAGACACAGCCUCUCCCAGGCCCUGUCAUCCUGCAGACCUACGUCCCUGCCCUCGGCUUCCUUCCACCUCCACACCCCAAAUGGGACAGCAUCUGUGCCACUUCAACAUAG